This is a messenger RNA of Quercus robur (English oak), 1326 nucleotides long. Its product is annotated as exopolygalacturonase-like. NCBI's taxonomy places the organism in Eukaryota, Viridiplantae, Streptophyta, Magnoliopsida, Fagales, Fagaceae. The record is from RefSeq and is a predicted model, not a curated record. The coding region runs from base 1 to 1326 and encodes 441 amino acids. Gene Ontology annotation, biological process: carbohydrate metabolic process. Gene Ontology annotation, molecular function: polygalacturonase activity. The transcript has 5 exons.
AUGACUGUAGGGGUUUUGGUCAUGAGGAUAGAGUGCCUAAACUACUUUAUAAAAGAAAAGACCAAGAAAUCAGAAGGUAAAGUGUUGGAUGCUACCUUGAGUGAUACUAAGAGUGAUCUUUCUAAUGAGUAUGGGGAUGAAUGUGGUAAGUAUAUGGCUUUUACUGCCACAAUUGAUGAGAUGAUUGUGAAGAAUGCUACUCAAGGCAAAACCAAGGAUUUCAACGUGAAGAACUAUGGUGCCAUUGCUGAUGGAGCGACCGACAACAGUAAGGCAUUUCUUAAGGCAUGGAAGGAAGCAUGUGAAUGGACUGGAAGGGCUAGGGUUUGGAUCCCCAUUGGAACAUACAGGGUGAACUCAGUAAAAUUUGAGGGUCCAUGCAAGGGUCCAAUAGCCUUUGUGAUUAAGGGGUAUCUCAAGGCUCCUACUGAACCAUCCCUGUUUAUCACCCAGAACUGGAUCAAUUUUCGAUAUAUUAACAAUUUGACAGUGAGUGGUGGUGGCGUCUUGGAUGGUCAGGGAAAGGAGGCUUGGACUUACAAUGACUGCAACAAGAAUCCCAAUUGUCCCUCUUUACCAACGACAAUGAGAUUUGAUUUUGUGACCAAUGCAUGGGUUCAUCACUUGAGAUCAAUCAACAGCAAGAACACCCAUUUUGUGGUUUUCGGAUGUGUGGAAGUAAAAAUCACUAAUACUAGAAUAUCAGCCCCUGCUGAUAGCCCCAACACGGAUGGGAUAAAAAUGGCAAAUUCAAGGGGCAUCAAAAUCCAACAAACAACGAUUCGUACUGGUGAUGAUUGUAUAGCCAUGCUAGCCGGAACCAGACAAGUACGUAUUUUUAAUGUUACUUGUGGACCUGGGCAUGGAAUUAGUAUUGGAAGCCUUGGCAAAGAUGGAGAUCAAAAUGAUUUGUUUGAUAUAAGGGUUAGAAACUGCUCAUUUCAAAAUACUUCUGAUGGCAUAAGAAUCAAAACUUGGGCUUCUCCUGGAAUUGGUAAGGUUUCCGGCUUGAUAUAUGAAGACAUUUUCAUGAAUCAAGUUGGCAAUCCCAUCAUUAUAGAUCAAGAAUAUUGCCCGUACCCUCCUUGCCAAACGCAGCCCUCUCGUGUUCAAAUUAGCAAUGUCACAUACAGAAACAUCUGGGGAAAUUCAGGUUCGAAAGUCGCAGUAACUUUCCGAUGCAGCCAAAGCAGACCAUGCAGAGACCUAGUGAUGGAGAACAUAAAUUUGCAUUAUCAUGGCCGUGAUGGAGAGGGCUCUACUGCUAUUUGCAAUAAUGUCAAAGGCGAAUCUCUUGGUCCUCAAAAUCCUGCGUCAUGCAUAUAA